GAAUUGUCUUCAUUCAUUGUUUUGGUAGAGUUCUAAUUAGGAUUUUUGAACUUUAUAAAAAGGGGGAAUAUGCCUGCAUCUACAAAGAUACCCAAAGCACUGUUACAGAUUUUUGAAACCCAAAGUGAUGAUGAAGAUUUCAAAGGGUUCAGGAAUUCCCUUCCAAUGGAAAUAUCAUCAGAGGAUAGCCGGGACAGCUUCCAGUCACAGGAUUCGGGAAAGGGAGAUCUCUGCUUUCGCUCCAAGUAUAUCACUGAGGAGCUGAUGAAGGUUUUUACAGAGGACACAGACACUGAGGAUGAGGAGUUUGAGGGCUUUACGGAGGGUGAUCUGCAACUGAAUGACUGGAUGAAAUCCAUGUCCAUGGAUUCUGGUUCUGAAGAGGACAUUGGUUUCUCCUCUGAUGAUGAGCAAGACAUCCCUCCAAAGAAGAGAGUCUCCGGACUUUGUGUUGCAUUCAGAUUCCCCAUCAAGAAGACCGUUGGAAUACCUUUAUCAAAGGGGAAGAAAGAGUCUUUGAAAUAUGAGGAGGAGGAGGGUAACCGCAAAGGGAAAGCCACACCACAGCGUCAGACAGCAGUCUCUGAUUCUGACCCAGAGGAAGACCGUGACGAUGCAGCAGACCAGCCAAACACUUUACAGAAACGGGCAAAGAACAUCAAAGAAAACAAAGACAUGCUUGCUAAGUUACUGGCUGAACUGAAUUCCAUGCCUGACCUUUUCCCUAUGAAGACACCCAGUACAACUCCUAAACGGAAAAAAUCCCCAAAGAAGAGUUUUUCAGAAGGACAGAGCGGGCGUCGAAACCCUUCCCGGAGAGCCCGACCCCCUGAGCGGUUUGGCUUGGAGGGCUUUUCCAUGUCCCCCACCAAACUAAUGGAGCAGCUCAACAGCAUUAGCAGGAGAGCAGCAAUGAGAAAGAAGUUGACUGAGGUGAAUGAAGAGAUGAGCAGUGGCAGACCCAGAAAGAGGGCUUCUCAACACAGCGAUCAGCGCUCUGUGGAAGACAUAACUGAAGAGGAAUUAGAGAAUGUGGCCAUAUCCUCUAAAGACAAACUUUACGAUAAAAUUAACGGGAGCACUUGUCAUCAGUGCAGACAGAAAACCAUAGACAGUAAAACAGUCUGCCGGAAUCCCAACUGUUGGGGUGUGAGGGGCCAGUUUUGUGGACCCUGCCUUCGCAAUCGCUAUGGGGAAGAUGUGCGAUCAGCACUGCUAGACCCUCUGUGGGUCUGCCCUCCAUGUAGAGGUGUCUGCAACUGCAGCUUCUGUCGCAGAAGGGAUGGCCGAUGUGCCACUGGCAUGUUGAUCCAUAUGGCGAAAUUCUACGGCCACGGCAAUGUUAAGGAAUACUUGGAAAGCGUUCAGAAAGAACUGUCAAUGGAAAAGUGAGGCCCCGCAAAGACAGAACGGAGCUUGGAUAUACUCUGCCUGAGUUGUGUUUUGGAACAGGUUGUUCUUGAGCAGUUUAAGAUCAUUCUAGUUUAACACAAACCUUUUCAACAGUUCAACAGCUGUAUUGUUUGUAAAGUCUUUGUUUAUAGUUCUAAUUCUUGUUUAAUCUCUGAGACUAAAAUUAAAACACAUGCCUUGUUUCACAGACCUGAACUGCCACUAAGCCAUUUAUGUUUUGUCUUCAGAUGAUUACAUGUUAUUGAAUACAAAUGUUUACACACCAUUUAUUCAAGAACAUGUUAACUUUCUAAGUGUGAUUGAAACACUAUCCACAAACAAAAUGCUGGAGGAGUUUCGAUAAGGGUCUAAAGUAUGAAAAUAUUCUAAAUUUGGAAAUCAAAGGUUGCAAAGAGGCUGAGAGAAGUUGUGUCUUUUUAGAUUGUUUUUCAAGACAAAGUCUAGUUAAGAAACAUGUUGAUCCCAAUGCAUAGUUGCACAUUUGUUUAAACCCUUGCCAGUUAUAUUUGCACUCUAAACAUAUAUAUAAUUUUUUUUUUUUUUUUUUAAGAUGUUGAGGGGUCUUUUUCUGACCUAAUACAAUUGCACUUUUGUGAGUGUCACAAAGGUGCAGAAUUUUAAAAACGUUUUAUAUAUAUAGGAUGAUUACCAAUGGUAGUGAUCCUGUUUUUGUUUGUUGGCAUGGUUAAUUUUUAAGUCAUUUAUGUACACUGGACAGAAAGCCACUUUAAAUAUGUAAACUGCAGUUUACUGCAAUACAUAUUCGUGAGUCUGUUAAAUAAAUACAACAGUGCAUUUUAUUAA
Polyodon spathula (Mississippi paddlefish) is the source of this 2217-nucleotide messenger RNA. RefSeq names its product cell division cycle-associated 7-like protein. The coding region runs from base 70 to 1392 and encodes 440 amino acids. The record is from RefSeq and is a predicted model, not a curated record. Gene Ontology annotation, biological process: regulation of DNA-templated transcription. NCBI's taxonomy places the organism in Eukaryota, Metazoa, Chordata, Actinopteri, Acipenseriformes, Polyodontidae. The transcript has 10 exons. Gene Ontology annotation, cellular component: nucleus.